This is a messenger RNA of Ipomoea triloba (trilobed morning glory), 1414 nucleotides long. Its product is annotated as protein PMR5-like. Gene Ontology annotation, molecular function: O-acetyltransferase activity. The transcript is spliced from 5 exons. Lineage: Eukaryota; Viridiplantae; Streptophyta; Magnoliopsida; Solanales; Convolvulaceae. Bases 72 to 1238 code for a protein of 388 amino acids. Gene Ontology annotation, cellular component: Golgi apparatus. The record is from RefSeq and is a predicted model, not a curated record.
CAUUACUGAUUCAUCUCUUUCUCUCUCUCUCUUGUUUUUUUCUUAAACCCUUUUCUUGAGCCUCUCUGCAAAUGCCUCUUCUUUCCCACACUGCCUUUUCAUCUUCUUUUACAAUCCUAUGGCUACUUUCCCUACAUUUCUACGCAGGUUCUGGUAUGUUGUUUGUGGGGUUGAAGAACCGCCAUAGCCAUCCACAGCAUAGAAGCCCAAUGCUCCAUUCCAACCAGACUUCUUGCGAUGUAUUUGCGGGCAGCUGGGUUUAUGACGAAUCUUACCCUCUGUACUCCUAUUCUGCUUGCUCCAUCAUUGACCCCAGGUUUAACUGCCAAAUGUAUGGGCGACGCGACACCGAUUACCUCAAGUACCGAUGGAAACCGGCCAAUUGCGAGCUUCCUAGGUUCAGCGGGCUUGAUUUUCUGAUGAAAAUGAGAGGGAAAAGUGUGAUGUUUGUGGGCGAUUCAUUGGGGCGCAACCAAUGGGAGUCUUUGAUCUGUAUGAUUUCAACUUCUGUUCCACGAACACAGACCCAGAUGCAAGGGGGUGACCCUUUCUCCUCUUUCAAAUUCCUGGAUUAUGGAGUUACAAUCUCUUACUACAAAGCAACAUACCUAGUGGAUAUAGACACAAUUGAGGGGAAAAGGGUUCUGAAACUGGACGACAUAAGAGGGAAUGGGAAUGCUUGGAGGAAUGCCGAUGUGCUUUCUUUCAACACAGGUCACUGGUGGAGUCACAAAGGCGCUUCCCAAGGGUGGGAGUACAUGGAGUAUGGUGGGACUAUGUAUGAAGAUAUGGAUCGAGUUGAUGCACUAGAAAGAGCGCUGAGAACCUGGGCAAGAUGGGUUGAAUCUAAUGUUGAUAUGAGCAGAAGCAGAGUGUUCUUCCAAAGCAUCUCCCCUACUCACUACGGGCCGGGGGAAUGGAACGUGGGACCGGUGACGACGACGAAGAGCUGUUACGGCGAGACAACGCCGAUGACCGGAGAGACAUAUCCGGGUACAUACACCGACCAAAUGGAGGCGGUGAAGGCGGUGCUAGGGGACAUGGCCAACCCCCCAUUCUUGCUCGACAUAACCGCCCUAUCUGCAAUGAGAAAAGACGCACACCCCUCCAUCUAUAGCGGCGACCUCACCCCCGAUCAAAAGGCCAACCCGGAACACGCCUCCGAUUGUAGCCAUUGGUGCCUUCCUGGCUUGCCCGAUACUUGGAAUCAGUUAUUCUACACUGCCCUUUUCUUCUAAUCCUUCUCACUCUAUACACCCUAGCUAGAUUCCUUCCUAGUUUCCUAAUCAGCUUAUUUAUAAUCAUUGAACAUUCUUUGCCUACCAUUAUGCCAUAAUUUUACUAACUUGUAUGGCUGUAUCACUAUAAUAUAUCCACAGACAAAAUUCAGCAAAAAUCCAUUUUUAUCUUUUAA